Messenger RNA from Symbiodinium natans, 3393 nucleotides. NCBI's taxonomy places the organism in Eukaryota, Dinophyceae, Suessiales, Symbiodiniaceae. The record is from the annotation of a GenBank genome assembly.
AUGGACGAUGGAGAGAAGUGUGUCGCUGCAGACUGUGGGCCUCUACAGGAUCCAUUUGGCACUUGGCAUGGGAGCCACGCCUACCUGGGAGAGUACACUCUGGAGUGCAAGGAUGAUGCCUUCGUGUGGGGCGGCACAGAGCAGGCUGCAACUAUCAGCUGUCCUUCCUUUGGGCGCUGGCGCACAGUGCCACGGUGCUUGAGCCCCCUGGAGGAGAGCAGGGCGGCAGAGCGAGAACGCAUAUCGUUCAUAAUUCACGUCUGUGCAUCAGUUGUGUGCAUUAUAUCGGCUGCCCUGGCCGCUGGCCUAACCAUGGGGCUGGUUUCCUUGGAGCCUGUGGAGUUGCAAAUCAUCGAGGCGGCUCGUCUAGAUGAUUGCACAACCGAAAAGGAGAAGGAGCGGCUUCAGAAGCAAAAGGAUGCCGCCAAGCGGAUCCUGCCAGUGCUGAAGGUGUUUGCACUGCGUGGGCCAAAGUUGCCACGCCCGCACUGGACCGCAUGCUUCCCGGUUCCUCCUGGCAACGAGGUGCUGGUGCGUUUGCGAACGCAGGAGGGUGUCGAAGGCUUUGGCCUGGCGAGCAGUUACACAGCCAUUGAACCUCUGGUGAAGCCCUGGAAGAACGGGUUGGCAGACUUGAUUUUGGGCGAAGAUGCUUUGGCACCUGAACGCCUUUACCGCAAGCUGUUCCGGCUUACUGCCAACAAGGUGGCGAGCGAAAAAGGCUGGUCGCGAGAGGCAAUGAUUCGGCUCAGCGCCGCGGUUGACUUGGCAUGCUGGGACAUCGUGGGCAAGGUUGCCGGCCUUCCUUUGUACAAGCUCUUUGGCGGAUUCAAAGAUGAGGUUGCCUGUUAUGCAACCUGCGGGUACUACAGGGAAGGGAAGGAUGAAAGCGAACUUCGCGAUGAACUACAGAUGAUGGUUGACCAGGGCCACACAGGCUUCAAAGUGAAGAUUGGUGGCUUACCGCUGAAAGAAGACAUGGAAAGACUGCGUGUCAUCCGUGAUAUCAUUGGCUAUGACAAGGAUCUCAUGGUGGAUGUCAACCGCGCCUGGGAUUUCAAAACGGCGUGUGAUGGCGUGAAGCUGCUCGAGGCCUUCAAGCCGCGCUGGCUUGAGGAACCCGUGGCUUGGGAGGACGAUCGGCGCCUGCUCAAGUUGCUGUCACAGCGGACGACUAUUCCAUUGUCAGGGGGCGAGAGUGAGUUCACAAGCUACGGCUGCAGGGCGCUCCUGGAGGAGCAGGCCAUUUCCAUUCUGCAGUUCGACGCAACCAUGUAUGGUGGCUUCACGGAGGGGCGAAAGCUUGCGGCACUCUGUGAGCUGAACCAUGUCCAGGUGGCCCCGCAUCACGAUUGUUUCAUCCAUGUGCAGCUGGUGGCAUCCACUCCGGCAGGGCUCAUCGUCGAGGCAUUCACGGAUCCGGAGCGGGAUCCCUUACAAGCGGAGCUCUUCGAGGAUGCCCCAACGAUCGAGAAUGGUACGAUCAAGCUAAGUCCUGCAGCAGGCAUCGGUCUCACGCUGAACGAGAAGGCAAUAGAGAAGUAUGGAGAGCGCGUUCUUUGUUGCAAGUGUGCCAAGAUAUGUGGUUGGACGUCAUCGCACCAAGCAGACCGCAAAGGUUUUUUUGUGCCCAGCACGUGGGAUAAAAUCCGUGCCUGUGCCAAGCUGAAUUCCCGCUGCUGCCUGUCAUCCAGUGAGGACCACCACCUGCUCCUUGUUACCCUGCUUCUCCUCAAUGCCCUUGCAAAUGAGGCACUCCCGAUUUUCCUGGACGACCUGCUCAGCCCUGUCUUUGCAGUUCUGUUGUCCGUCACAUUUGUUCUCAUCUGCGGUGAGAUCCUUCCCUCUGCAGUUUUCACAGGACCUGCGCAACUGACCGUGUCUUCGUCGUUCGUUCCUGUGGUCAAGUUUUUGCUCACAGCAUGCUAUUGCAUCGCCAAGCCCAUUGCCAGAAUCCUGGACAAGGCGCUCGUCCACAACCGCGAGGAGCGCUUCUCGCGGCCAGAGGUUCGCUCUGUCCUACGCUUGCAUUCACCGAGUGGUCAUCUUGCUGCGCAAGAAGCCUACCGUGAACGGGAAGGCAGCUUAGAAGGCAGCCCCGGAGGUCAAAGCUGCCUCAGCGGAUCACGGAGUGCAGCCGAAAAUCGGCUGCUGCCCACAGAGGACCCAUUCAGUCCACCUAGCGUUCUGAACGACUUGGAGGUUGACUUGUGCAUGGCCGUGCUCAUGUUGGGAGAUACUUUAGUUGCCGACAGCCCCGCCCUCUUAACAUUGAAGCGUUGUGCAAGGAAAGUUCUGCCUGUAGACUUCUACAGCCCAGCAAUUGCUGUCGCUGCUGAUGCAGUGGCUUCAAACAAGGACUUUGUUGUCGUUUUUCCCAAUAUCGACGAUGUCGACUGGCCGGUUGAGGUGAACUUUGAGGACAUCGUGGGUAUUUUGCGAACCUCCGACUUACUGGCGACCCACUCAUGUACUGCAGUCGGCUCGCUUUGCAAGCGCAAGCAACGGCCAGCCCGAAUAGAGGCUCACGAGACAGCAGCAGAGGCACUGGCUCGCAUAGCUGACACUUCUGAUUCGCCCUGUGGAAUUGGGGUGAUCCACCGGAAUGACGAGUUCUUCGGCCUCUUCGAUGGAGAGGAGGCGCUGUGUGGUGCCAUAACCGAACGUGAAGAUGUUGCUGUACCAUGCACACCCAGUGACCGAUUGUCACGCCAAAGACGCGAGGCAGGGUUGGGGGUUGUGCAAAGUCGCAGCGAUGCAUCGCCAUCCUCGUCAACUGGAAGCCCCGCACGAGAGACAAUCCCGGAAAGUGCCAUUGUGACGGGACGGACCCUCCAUGAAAUCGCAGAGAUGGCGCUGGCACCCAUGGAUGAGGAGGUGCGAGAUCGCUUUCACACAGAUCCUCAGCCAGAUGCCGUACGAGGUAUCUCACUGCCGCUACCCUCACGCUCAACCUCAAGUGCCAUAAGUGGCAUGGAUGUGACCAAGUCCGCUUCGUACAGCGCCCAAGGUGCUUCCGAUCACAGAGAACCUGCAACGGAGUCAAAGGAAGAGUCUCAUGAGUCUCAUGCCUUCAGAGAGGAUAUUGCAGACCGAGACGCGUCGGAGCGAGCUGGCUCGCGCCCAAGGCCUGCACAAUUGUCAUCGGACGUGGAACUGACCACGCUCCAAGCAAGCUCGAAGCCCACUUUAGGUUCGGAGGCUGCUGAAGGGCCGGACCCCGUGGACCCGGUGGACGGUGUGGGUCCCGCGGCCUCCGUGGAUCCCAUAGCCGUCGUAGCCAGUGAGCCCAUCGCCAAGCCGGAGGCGACCGCGGACCAGGACAAAGAUCUAGAAGAGAUCUCUAUUGGGUCACGGCCCAGUCAAGAGCCUGGCAGUCAUGCACUCGACUAA